This is a messenger RNA of Purpureocillium takamizusanense, 947 nucleotides long. RefSeq lists its product as uncharacterized. Lineage: Eukaryota; Fungi; Ascomycota; Sordariomycetes; Hypocreales; Ophiocordycipitaceae. The record is from RefSeq and is a predicted model, not a curated record. The coding region runs from base 213 to 779 and encodes 188 amino acids. The transcript has a single exon. Gene Ontology annotation, molecular function: fatty acyl-CoA hydrolase activity.
CUCUCAUUCUCAUCACCGCAAACAAAACCUCACCCACUUCAAACCGCCAACGCACAACUCAUAAACCGGCCGCCGGGCCCCUUUCCCUCCCCUCUUGCCCCUCACAGCGGCGCUGAGCGCGACAUCCAGCCCCAGCACCGCAAACCACACCAGAACCACCACCGCUCACUCACUGCGCCAGUCAAACGGGAAAAAAACAAGACGAGAGAGCAAUGGCGUCGUCCCAGGCCGGCGACGACAGAAGCGGCAGCGGCAGCAGCAGCAACAACAACAGCCCCGAAGCGACAAUCCGGCGCACGGCACACGUCCAAGCGCUGCUGGAGCGCCUCCUGCAAGGCAGCCCCAUCUACGGGCUCAUCCUGCCGACGAUCCGGCUCGAGUCGGCGUCGCACGACGGGCUGGUGGUGACGUCGCUGACGCUGACGCCGACGCACGUCAACAGCAAGGGCGGCUUGCACGGCGCCGUGUCGGCCACCAUCAUCGACUUCACCACGGGCCUGGCCAUCGCGGCGACGGACCUGCGCGAGACGACGGGCGCGAGCGUCGACAUGCACAUCAGCUACCUCAGCACGGCGCGCGUCGGCGACAGGGUGCGCGUCGAGACGCGCGCGGAGAGGGUGGGCGGGAGCUUGGCGUUUGUGACGGUCAGGAUCGUAAAGGUGGAUGACGAUGCCGCCGAAGGUCGUGAGGUUGUCGUUACCAUGGGGCAGCACACGAAAUACGUGAGAGGCACCGCGCCGCCGCAGCUGCCGCCGCCGACGCCCAUGAUGGGGAAUUAGCUUACCUCGCCUGCGUAAUGUUCUGUACGAAGUAUGAAGAGAGGGGGUCCGCGCGAGCGUUUCUCAUGAUAGACGGGGCUAAUAGAUAUAUACAUACAUACACACAAUCAAAGAAAGACAGAAAACACACCCAAGUCUAACCACAUCAUCAAAGACGAUGCCCACGAC